Schizophyllum commune H4-8 is the source of this 1828-nucleotide messenger RNA. RefSeq lists its product as uncharacterized. The transcript is spliced from 3 exons. The record is from RefSeq and is a predicted model, not a curated record. The coding region runs from base 45 to 1766 and encodes 573 amino acids. NCBI's taxonomy places the organism in Eukaryota, Fungi, Basidiomycota, Agaricomycetes, Agaricales, Schizophyllaceae.
GUCUAUCCUACGCGCUCAUAUACCUUUAUAUCGCUUUAAUAUCAAUGUCUUUCUCUCCUCACCACCCGUCUCAUAACCCUGGAGCUGCACCGUGGCCCGAGGGUACAUUCCCAGGCCAUGGUGACAUGCUUCGUUCUCGAGAAAUCACACUCGCGCGAUGGCGAGCUGUCGAGCUGCAGGACUACGCGCGUGCGCGAGAGCGCGAGAACUACCAGCAGCGGCCUAUCCAGCCCCCUCAGCUACCCCAGCUCUACGGAACUCCCACCGCACAUUCUCGAUCACAAGACGCGCACAACACCUUCCCAGCCUCCGACUAUCAACAAACUCGCACACCCAUACGCCCCCAACCCAACUCACAGAAUCAUCCCACCCCCCCGGGUCUUACUUCUCCCCUCGGUCCAUCCGGAUGGGGCGUCUACAACGAGUACGCGGACCCGCGUCGACAAAUGCUCCGUCAAUGCGAUCACCCCGCUCCGCCACUCUCACAAUCUCCCUCGGGCCACACCGCCCCCUUCCCAGCAUCCCUCGACCCUCGCGCAUACCUCACGACCACCCCUCUGCCAAAAGAAAACCGCACGCCGGCCGUUGACGCAGCGGCACGUGCACGUGACUCGCGCGACUCGGAAGACGCGCUGGCGGGCAGUUCGCAGGGCACGUCCACGGCAAAUUCCCGGGCGGCGCCCGCCAAGGGUGGCCGUGGGAGGACGGCGAAGGCGGACGGCGCGAAGGCGGGUGAUGCGAAGCCUGCCAAAGCGCAGAAGAAGCGCAAGCGCAGCGACUCGAACACAAGUGUUGAGGACACUACCGAGACGCUGACGCCAGAGCAGAAGGUCAAAGCGUCCAUCGCAAGCGUCGAGACGGACCAUCGCAAGCUUACAAAGGCGGAGAAGGAGGCCUUUAUCGCGCACAUCACGCAGAAGCAGUACUGGAAAAACUUGAAGCUGCUGAAGAUGACAAUCAUCCGGCAGUAUAUUCCGGAUAACCAGCUCAUGCACAUUACCCCUCGCCAGCUCGACAACUACUUCCGGGACGUCUACAACGGCAAGUACAAGGCCAUUCUGGACCUUGAGCGGCAUACGGGAGGGGGUGAUGGGGAUGCAGAUCGUGAAGAGGAAUUUCCAGACUCAGAGGAUGAGGACACCUUCACCAUUCGCCCGCGUGACAAGGCACCGAAGGGCUCGAAGUAUUCCAAGGAAGUCCUCUGGCGAUUCCAGCACGAGGAUCCUGUCUUCCGCAUGCUGGACAAAGCUGCAUACCGUGACCCCGAGGCCCGUAAACAACUCGACUUCGAUAUGGAGACACCUGUCUCAGAUGGUGACUCCGACGUCAUCGAGGUCAGCGCUCCAAAGACGGCGGGCAAACCAGCCUCUCAACGUGGUAAGCGGGCCAAGCAGGAUCCCGACGAUGCUACAGCCCAUCCCAACCACCAACUCCUUCGGUCCCACGUGGCGGCGAUGUCCGAACGGCAUGCAGCGUCGUUCGAGCUGAAGCGCAAGGAGCAUGAGCUGGCGCUUGCACGUGAUGCCCGUGAGCGUAAGCUCGCAGAGCAGAGUGAGCAGCACCUUACUCUUGAGCGCCAGCGCCUUGAGCUUGAUGCGAAGCUGCGGGCCAAGGAGAUCGAGUUGCAGGCUUGCAAGAUACGCGAGGAUCAGAUGGAGCGCGCGUUGCGCAUGAUAUCAUCUGACCAACCGUUCCUGGUGGAGAAGGGUAAGGAACUGUAUCGGAAGCUGGAGGAGGAGGAGAAAGAGGGGGCCCGUCUUGUAUAGAUUUACUUGGACUUCUAAUCUUUGAUCAUCUUUUACCGUAUAUUAUUACGCUUUUAAUUCCC